AUGGUCCCGAAAGCCCAACCAUUUCGCAUUGCGGUUGUUGGAGGAGGAAUUGGUGGUCUAUUUGCUACUCUUGCGAUCCACCAUCAUUGCAGUGCCGCCGGCGUGCCUGUGCGCAUCGAUGUGUACGAACAAGCCGCGCAAUACAAGGAGAUAGGGGCCGGCGUUGGCCUAGGUGUCAAUGCGGCACGUUUGAUCCACAAGCUUGGCUUCGGCGACAAGCUGAACGCCAUUGCUGGCCACAGGACCGGAGUAUGGAUCACCUUUCGGCGGUUCGAUAACAGCGAGGAAGUUGUUACUAUACCGGUGAACGACAAUCAGACCAUACGGCAAGCGCCAUGCGCACGGUCAGCGUUGCUGGACCUCCUGAAAGGGACAGUUGAGGCAAGAGAAGCUGCUACGCUGCAUACAAAGAAGUCUUGCAGGCGCGUUGAGGAUCUUGGCGAUGCUGUCCGCAUUCACUUCGAGGAUUCUACCACCGCCGAAGCCGAUAUAGUCAUUGCCUGCGAUGGCAUACACUCACCUAUUCGCAACCAAUUUCACGUCGACAAGCCGAUCUUCUCCGGUACGAUUGCCUACCGCGGCGUGAUCCCGAUACCAUCGCCUUCUUCCUGGCCGUUUUCAAGCUACAGCGUCUUGUGGCUUGCAAAGCACAAGCACUUUCUGGUGUUUCCAAUCUCGGGCAACACCGAGCUGAACAUUGUGGCUUUCGUGACCAAGUCACCAAGUGAGACUGCUGACGUCAAGGAAAGCUGGACAAGCGUCUGCGACCGGAAAGACGUUGAAGAAGACUAUGCUGGUUUCGACGAUGUUGUCCAGAAGGUGAUCAGUCUUUUGCCGGAGCAGCCGUCGAAGUGGAAGAUUACGGACCGUGAGCCGCUUGAUUGCUGGCAAUACAUGGGUGGGAAGGUCCUGUUGCUAGGUGACGCGGCUCAUGCUAUGCUUCCGCAUCUUGGGGCCGGAGCCGGCCAAGCAAUUGAAGACGGCUGGGUACUAGGCCGUGCACUUAGCGAGCAUCUGUCGGGCUCUGGGAAUAAGCACUUUGCCUCUCUCGCCAGCACCGCACAGCUGUAUCAGGACGUCCGGCUACCGCGAGCACAAAAGACUCAAAAGACCUCUCGUAUGGCAGGAGACACUUACGAGAUGCAGACGGAGGACAUGCUGAACAAGACUUUCGAGGAGUGCAUUCCUAUCAUCGCUGAGCGCACACGCGAGAGAAUGAAGUUUGUUUGGUGA
This is a messenger RNA of Baudoinia panamericana UAMH 10762, 1233 nucleotides long. RefSeq lists its product as uncharacterized. The record is from RefSeq and is a predicted model, not a curated record. Bases 1 to 1233 code for a protein of 410 amino acids. NCBI's taxonomy places the organism in Eukaryota, Fungi, Ascomycota, Dothideomycetes, Mycosphaerellales, Teratosphaeriaceae. The transcript has 4 exons. Gene Ontology annotation, molecular function: monooxygenase activity; FAD binding.